CAUUCAUCCGCCUCCGUUUUCAUGAGCAGGGCGUCGUGGGCGGUCACCGUGACUGGCGCGGUGCGUGGGGCUGUCCCUUGGCAGGCCCUGGCUUGAAAAGCGCCGUCGCCAGGCUUUCCUCAGCGACCGCCCUGCCUCAUCGCAAAAUGCUCCAAAUAUCCGCCAUCCUCGUUUCGGUCCUUGCAGCCUUUGCCUCGCUGCUCGCCUACAACACCUACACUAUCCGAUCCCAUGUGCUGACCCGACAUGGUGGCUUUGCCCAGUCGCUUGCUGCGGACCACUCGUACGACGAGCUCAAGAACAUCGACUGGCGUCCGCACCAGCAGCGCAUGAUCAGGGCCAUCCAGCACCCAACAAUCUCGUCGCUCAACUACCCCGGUGGAAACGUCGUCAUCCACGACGACUUUGUGAAAUGGCAUGCCUUCUUGGAGGCGUCGUUCCCGCUUGUCUAUUCCAAGCUGAACAAACACAUCAUCUCCAACUAUUCGCUCGUGUUCGAGUGGAGAGGCACCGCGGCCGAGACCACCACGCCGAUCCUUCUGACGUCUCAUCAGGACGUCGUCCCUGUCGAGGACAAAACGCUCCAUGAGUGGAAAUUCCCUCCGUUUGCGGGCAUGGUCGAUGACGAGGGCUGGCUCUACGGUCGCGGCACCCUGGACGUCAAGAACGGGGUCAUGAGCCAACUCGAAGCAGUUGAGUAUCUCCUCUCGGUCGGAUAUCAGACAAAGCGGUCGAUCUGGCUCGCGUACGGACACGACGAAGAGAUCGGCGGCAUGCACGGCGCCCGCUACAUUGCCGAGUUCUUCAAGUCUCGCGGCACCCGCUUUGAUUUCAUCGUGGACGAGGGCCUGCCCAUCGUUGGCGAUAUGGACAUUGUCGCAAAUUCCGUAGCUUCGAUCGGCAUCGCCGAGCGUGGGUAUUGCGAUAUCGAGCUUCAAAUACAGGGCAUCGGCGGCCACGCUUCGACUCCUUCGCAAAACAAUUCAAUCAUCCAUCUCAGCAAGCUCCUGGUGGCCCUGGAAGCCGAGCCCUUGCCUGCCAAGCUCGCCAGCGGCAUUAUGGGCAUGACCCUCGAGUCCCUGAUUCCGUUCAUGACCAACCCGCUGCAUCAGGUCAUGUUUGCCAACCAGGAGCUUUUCGAGCCUCUCUUGCUGUCCGUCCUCGACAAACCUGCUGUCAAAGCCAUGCUUGGCACGACCAUGACUCCGACCAUCCUGACGGCCGGUACAGCCCACAACGUCAUUGCCCAAGUCGCUUCCGCAAACAUCAACGUACGAACGGUUCCGGGCGAGAGCUGCGAGAGUACUCAGGCGUACAUCGAGGCCGUCGCCAGGAAGCACAAGAUUCAUGGGCUGCGGAUCGCCAUUCAUCGCGACAACUUGCCAUCCCCCGUAUCCUCGAUCGAGAACCCGCCGUUCCGGGCCCUGGAAUGGGUCUACCACACAUGCUUCCAACACCUUCGGCCCUCGAUUGCGGUUGCGCCUGGCCUGAUGCUCGCGGGCACCGACAGCAAGCAUUACGAAGUCCUCACCGACUCGAUUUAUCGCUUCAUGCCUGUUCGUAUGAAUUCGACCGACUUGGUCCGCAUCCACGGUGUCAAUGAGCGCAUCCACCUUGCCGAUUACGCCGAGAUGAUCCGCUACUUUGCCAUCCUCAUCCAACGAGUCAACGACCCCGAAUACGACGCCUAGGCAAGAUAGGGCGGAGACAGCUUCGGGCCGCUUGAUUCACUAUCGUUGUGCGUUUGUGGACGGCCUGGUCCUGAAAUACACCGUUUCAUGAAGCGACAUGGGUCUGGAGGUCGAUGCAAUGCAAUGCGAUGUAGUGCGAUGCAGUGCGAUGU
Molecule: messenger RNA, 1843 nt
Organism: Polychytrium aggregatum
Lineage: Eukaryota; Fungi; Chytridiomycota; Chytridiomycetes; Polychytriales
Exons: 6
Coding region: 147-1691 (514 amino acids)
Molecular function (GO): hydrolase activity
Source: RefSeq, a predicted model, not a curated record